Histoplasma mississippiense is the source of this 792-nucleotide messenger RNA. RefSeq lists its product with no specific name. Bases 1 to 792 code for a protein of 263 amino acids. The transcript is spliced from 2 exons. NCBI's taxonomy places the organism in Eukaryota, Fungi, Ascomycota, Eurotiomycetes, Onygenales, Ajellomycetaceae. The record is from RefSeq and is a predicted model, not a curated record.
AUGGUCGAGAAAGCCGUCCGUCCCAAGCGCCAGAGAUCUGAGUCUCCGGCAAGUGCCAUAAGGGCCACUGACAGCGAAUAUUGGAAAAGGCGGCUAGCAGAGCAUAACGCAGAGCAAGAGCGGCGUUCUCUCAUGACCCCGAAAGAAAUCGCCGCAGAGAAUGGAUUGCAAUUACGACGCGAGCUCGCGGCUCAACCGGAGCUGACAUUUAUCCUGCAGCCAACACCUCCAGGUCACAUGGCUCGCGCGCAAUGCCGUGCACGAGCUUGCUCCUUUGCAGAGAGAGUCAUCAAGGAUGACUAUCGGGUUAUUCUUACCGCAGGAGAGCGCGAAUACUUCCAUGUGUCCUGCCUCGAGAAUAUGCUGGACCUUUCUUCUCUCGUUCCUUCGCGCUUCAAAUUAGACACGGGUACCUAUAAAUGGAACGAUGGUUGGCCUUGGACAUGGGGAUUGAUGCCGAGACUGUGGUUCGAGCACCGUGGUUGUGUCAAACUUAAAAGGAUUGCUGGAUAUAUCAAGGCGCGUCGAAAUUACGACGAAGACAACGGUUAUUUCAGCACGGAAUGGCUUAACUGGCAAUUUCACCACAAGGAAAAAUGCAACCGUGAUGACAGUUCUUGUGAAUGCCCUCCGCCGCCGGAACCGCCGGUGGAACCGAAACUCGAGAGCCAUGUUACAGAGGAAAGUGAAAGGUGUUCCCUUACGAAGCUGCUACGGCAUCGUACAUUACUCAGUCAACCUACACAAUACUUACACUGGCUGUCGCGGUCCCAACUAGUUGGUCCUCUUUAA